Molecule: messenger RNA, 6018 nt
Organism: Chroicocephalus ridibundus (black-headed gull)
Lineage: Eukaryota; Metazoa; Chordata; Aves; Charadriiformes; Laridae
Gene: ALKBH5
Product: alkB homolog 5, RNA demethylase
Exons: 5
Coding region: 428-1573 (381 amino acids)
Biological process (GO): mRNA processing; mRNA export from nucleus
Cellular component (GO): nucleus
Molecular function (GO): oxidative RNA demethylase activity
Source: RefSeq, a predicted model, not a curated record
GCGGUGGGCGGCCCCGGCGGCGAUCCGGGAUGUCGGGCUGGCUGCUGGUGACGUAGCGCGCCGCUCGCGCCGCGGGAAGGGCCGCGCUAGACCCUCCCCCGGUCCGCCGCCUCCCCCCCGGCCCGGCCCGGUCCCCUCCGUUCCUCUCCGUGUCCCCCUCCCGUCCGCCAUGGUCAGCGCCACCGCGGCGGCGGCGGCGGGAGCGGGCAGGGCGCCGCGUCGCCCCGGGGCCGCCGCCAGGCAUGUGCCAGGCCCGGCCGCCGCGUGAGCGCCGCCACCGGCACCGGCAGCAUUGUCCGCGCCCGCCCCGGGCCCAAGCCCAGGGCGGCGGGUGCCAUGAAUAGCAGCGUCGCGUGUCCCCCCGCCGCCGCCUCCCGCCGCCGCCUGCAGCGUCGGGAUCGAUAGAGGCGGGGGCUGCGGGCGCACUAUGGCCGGCAGCGGCUACACGGACCUGCGGGAGAAGCUCAAGUCCAUGAUGCCCUACCGGGACGGCCACAAAGGCGGCGGCAACGGCGGGAGCCUCCCGCGGGAGCCCCCCGAACCCCCUUACGAUCGCAAGCGGCGGCACCAGGAGGACUCCGGCUCCGAGCCCAGCGACUACGAGGAGCAAAAGGAGGAGGAAGAAGCUCGGAAAGUCAAAAGCGGCAUCCGCCAGCUUCGCCUCUUCAGCGCCGAGGAGUGCGCCAAGAUCGAGGCGCGGAUCGAGGAGGUGGUGUCCCGGGCGGAGAAGGGGCUCUACAAGGAGCACACGGUGGAUCGGGCCCCGCUGCGAAACAAGUAUUUUUUCGGGGAAGGCUACACCUACGGGUCUCAGCUGCAGAGACGAGGCCCCGGCCAGGAGCGGCUGUACCCCCGAGGGGAGGUGGACGCCAUCCCGGAGUGGGUGCACGACCUGGUGAUCAGGAAGCUGGUGGAGCACCGGGUGAUUCCCGAGGGCUUUGUGAACAGUGCCGUCAUCAACGACUACCAGCCGGGGGGCUGCAUUGUCUCCCACGUGGACCCCAUCCAUAUCUUUGAGAGGCCCAUCGUCUCCGUCUCCUUCUUCAGCGACUCGGCGCUCUGCUUCGGGUGUAAAUUCCAGUUCAAACCCAUCAGGGUCUCGGAGCCCGUUCUCUUCCUGCCCGUCAAGAGGGGAAGCGUCACGGUGCUCAGUGGAUAUGCAGCCGAUGAAAUUACACACUGUAUUCGACCACAGGACAUCAAGGAGAGAAGAGCUGUCAUCAUCCUUCGAAAAACAAGACUAGAUGCACCUCGAUUGGAAACAAAAUCCCUGAGUAGCUCUGUGUUGCCACCAGGUUAUAACUCUGACCGUCUAUCGGGAAGCAACCGGGACCAGAUCCUGAAACCAAAGCGGUCCCAUCGCAAAGCAGAUCCUGACGCUGCUCACAGGCCACGGAUUCUAGAAAUGGAUAAAGAGGAAAACAGGCGCUCAGUCCUCUUACCAAAACAUAGGAGACGGAGCAGCUUCAGCUCCGAGAACUAUUGGCGAAGGUCUUACGAGUACACGGAGGACUGUGAUGAGGAAGAGGAGGAUGGCAGCCCAGCCAGGAAAGUUAAAAUGAGGCGACACUGAGGAUUGCACUUUCCAGGCUCGUGGAGCUGAUGAGAUUGGCCUCCAGUCUGUGAAAACUUUUUCCUCCCUCUGGCUAUCUUCCAUCUAGCUUCAGUUUUGGUUUUUCCUUUCAGGCUGAAGAGUAAACAGGAAGGAUCUAGCAAUUUGUUUUUAUGAAUGGAGGAAUGCUGAGACAUACAUAAGGAUGGAACAUGUCCAGUGCACAUGAUGUCCUGAGUCAUGGGUCAAAUGGGCAUCUCUCUUAGGAAGCAGAUAAAGUUAUGCCAGGCUGUCUGUUGGGAUUUCUUUUGAAAACACCAAAAAGUUUAACUGUUUCAUUGCGCAAGAUUCAAGAAUUGUAUUUUUGGGGUUUUUUUUUUUUUUGCUUUAACUUUCUUCCUUUCCAAAUGUUCUAAAUAUGAUGUUUGACCCCAGGAGCUGAAACUCUGUGGGGUGGCCUUGUAUUCCUUGCUUCACCAAAGGGCUCCUUGGUCUGCUCUUACAUAGUUGUUGGGUUUGUUUUAAGGGUGCCCUGCAGUAACUGGAAGUUUGAAGCUUUGCAGACCCCUCUUACUGCAAUUGAUUUCAAAGGGUUUAGGACAUUUUUGUUGCACUUUAGUAUCAGUUUUGAAUGCCGUAGGUUUCCUUUCCAGUCCCUUUUCCCAAGCCAGUGUGGGCUCGCAGCCUUGUGUCCCUGUGUUGCCCUCUCCGAGAAGAAUGUACAUGAGCUCUGGUUUCUCAGUGCUGGUCUGACAUGGGGUGUAUUUUGCUUGAGGAGGAAGGAAAGGUGGCUGGCUUCAGUGAGGCUGGCCCAGCGUUGACCCGAGGUCCAUAUUGGAGCUCCGGGGCUGCCGAGCGAGUGAUCGCAUUGAGUACAUGCUGCUUCCCAGAGCUGGAGAUAGCAAAGAGGGGUAGGAGAGACGCUGUGCUUGUGAGGACGCUUGCCUUGGGACCCCCUGAGAAGAGCUCUUCUCCACUCCCUGGGGGACUGGCUUUCAGGCCCCCUACCCCUUUUAGGUGGAGAGAGUUGAGAUGGCACAGCAUCCCAUCCCGAGGGACCGGCUACGCUCUGUCAGAGCAGGAACAGGCACUGCCGUGGCCUUGGGGGAGCUGGGCAGCUUGGCUGCAGUCCGUCCCCUCCGAGGCUGGCUCUGGGAGCGAGGACGCUGCAAGGGUCUAGUUCGACCCCAGUUCAGUGCAUUCAGCAGCUACUACUGCAGUAGUAGCCUGCCGCCUCCUGGCUUAUUCCUGCCUGUAUUCCCAGGGUUGGGAGUUUUCUGGUUGCUACAGAAAAUGCUGAGAGGAAUAGGAAUUCGGCCCCGUGGAGUUAGUGUUAGAAAGUCUGCCGCCUUCCUCCUCUUCCUCCACCCGGUUUGCGUUAGCCAAGACCGAAGCCUCGGCAUUUUCAAAGUUUGGGGCCCAACACCAUAUUUAGAACCGUACUUUUAAGAAACUUCCUCCAAUUGAUUCUUUGAACCCAAGUGAUGGCAGUUGUAAGGAGUAGUCUUAUUUUUAAAUUUUUACUGCUUUGCCCUCCCUCAAAUUGUAGUUUUUCUUAGUGUUGUGUCCCUCACACACUUCAUGGUCUGCACGCUUGGCAAUAAAAAGAUGUAAUAUAUUUUGAAACGCGUUUGCUGCUGUCUUGAGGGGCUCCCAGUCAAAAAAAAACAACCAACAAAACCCAAGCGUUGUUCCCCAGAGCGUCGUUCCUUGGCGAUGGAGCAUGUUUGCUGACAUCUGGGUCUCGGUGUCCUUUUCCUUCCUUGCUGACUUCUGCAGCUCCUGCCGCUCGCCCCUUGUUAGGGUUACUGCUCAGGCUGGAUUUAGCAGCCACAUUAGUGCAAAGGAAAUAACCAUCGUGUUCAGCGCUGCUGAUCUGCGAGGGGCUCAUAGGCGAGAUCCCCGGUCCCUGUCUCUGAUUCUCUUUAUCCGAUUGCUUUCCCGGUGAGAGCCCCCAUCGGCUCAGUGCAGAGGUACAGGCACAGCCUUGCAGCCAGCCUUCAAAGGAACCCAUCUUGUCUGCCCAGAGAUCUGAAAGUUCACGCUUCUGCUACUUCUGAAACCUUUAAAAAGCCAUUUCAGACCAUGCUUAGCGUUUGAAGCGGUGUUCCUCGCCCUCCCAGCUUUCUGCAGAGAAUCCAGGCCAGCUCUUGGCAACAAACCCCCUGUUUUGGAAAGUUUGGCGUUUCCCUGAUAGCAAAACCACAUGCUGGGAACCGUGUCCCUUCUCCUCCUUAUGGCUGGUGCAAACAUCUCCAGCAAGCUAGAGACCUGCUAGCAGGAUGCCUAGCAAUGGCUGUUUCUCACUGUCUUUCUGGAUUCAUCCUGCGUGUGCCCCGUGUCCUAUUCAGUGUCAGGUGCUGCUGACGGUGGCAGUGGUCGCUGCCAGAGGUCUCAGCUCUGCACAGCCUGCUCUCCCCCUCUUUCCCCUCCACCAGCUCCCAGUUAUUGCUCCUACCUCUGCAAUAUGGAUACUGUACCUUGGUGUCUCAACUCAAAAUGAAGCUGGAAGCAACCUGACUUUCUGGGUCCACUUCCCAGCGCAGGACUCCCGUUGGCUCUUAUUUCCACUGAACAAGGCAUCCUGAGGUCUUACCUCUAGCCCGGUACCAACCAUCACCUAAUCCCUGGCCUUGUGCAGUCUAUACGCGUGCAGGUAUCCUUCCUCUCCCAGUUUGUUUUGGUAUUCCUGCAUACCAUGGUCAGGAGCUCUCCCUUCCUUCCUUCCCCACUUCCCCGCAUCUGUGUGGUGGGUCUGAGCUGGCAGCUGUGGCUGGAGGGACAGGAGAAGCUCCUCGCCGCAGCUGCUUUCCAGCUGCCAUCUGUUCUCGUGUGCACGUGGCUUUCAACCCUGACUGGUUGGGGCUUGACACCUUGCAGAGAGAGAGAGUGGGACGCAACCAGUCUGACCUGUAUCAUCUCUUGGGCGAGGAGUCCCCAGCGUAUAGGCAGGCCACCUUCCCCACUUGUACAGACAUUUUCUAUACACAUGGAUGUAUAUGUGUAGAUAACAUGGUUUUUUAACUCUUUUGCACUGAACAACAUUGGAGUGAAACCUUGAUUUGAAACCAGAAGACACAUUUUGACGUGGAUCCAGAUGUCUAGAUCCCUUACUGUAACCUGUCUGGUAAAACUGUGGCUCAAAAAUGCUGGUGAUGCCCAUACCUGUUCUCUGUCGCCAGUUGUGUUGGGCUGCCUGCGGGCUGCGGGUCAGGUCGGUGGCAUGGGUCUGCUGCGGAGGAUGGGGGUGGUGAGCUCCAAUUUGGAGACAAAACUUCUCCCCAUCCACUCCGCAGGGCGGGCUCAUGCACGGACCUGACCCGUUCAGCUUUGUCGUGUUUGUCUGGUGCGGUCAUGCGGUCCGACCUCCUCUCCAUCCACCCGCAGCGUGUCGUUUGUGUAACCUGCUCAGCCCAAAACUGGGAAUAAAGCUACGUCCAAUGUGACAAUCCCACGCACCCCAACCCACAGCCCAGGCUGUGAGAACCGUCUUUCCUAAGGAAGGGUGAGGAAGCUGGGGUUUGUCCCUGCUUUUCCUCAAGCAGCGGGAGGAAUUGGGGUUUGUUGCUGCUACCCGUAUCUCGAGAAGACUCGGUGAUCGAAUUAAAGCUCUUGCAUCGCUUGCGUGGGCUUGGUACAUCCGUAGGAAGAGAAGGGAGGGCUGUUUGCCGGCGGGAGGUGAGCUGGCCCAGGGAGGGGCUGUCUGUCUGCCGGCAGGUCCCUGCCCGGCUUGGCUUGGCAGACAGCAGGGAAGCCCGCCUUGACACAUCUGGCUCCGCACCUGCUGAACUCCUGUCCAGCUGUUAGGCAAGAGCUGUGAUCCCCAUCCCGAGGGCGGGCUCAUCCUGCAAACGGGGCGGGGGACGUUGCUGGGACCUUUGGGGCACUCGCACCCUCGUGGUCCAAGCCCCAUGGGUCAUAACAGCUGCUGUGCUUUGAGGAGGGCUUGCGGGGGGCCUGGGUCUGGACCCCUGCCAGCGGCAAAUAGUCUUUUAUCUGCCAAAAGCGUUCCCUUUCCCAAUCGGGAGGAGAAAUGUUUGGCUGAGAAGCGCGUCUCUGCUCCUUCCCGUGCCCCCUGCCCACACUUACAAGUUCUGGCUGACUUUAAUUUUGUUUUUUAAAGAUUCUAAUUUUUUUUUUUUGUUACGAAUAGAAAUAAAUAAAAAAAAGAAACAAAAAAGAAAGUGGCAAUAUUUUUUUCCGUAAGCUUUUCCUAGGAAAAAGCGUGGUUUGUAACAAAGUUGUACAGUUCUGAAGUUUGAGAUACGAGAAGUACUGUGUGAAACGCUGUAAAUGGGGCAGAGAUUAUUUUAUGUACAGUCUGACGCGGGGGGAAUCUUUUAAUUCUGGUUGAUUCUUAGGAAGAAUUUGGUUCUUCACUGUCAGGGUUUGGAAUUUCAUGGUUUCAUUAUUUUUUUUUUUCUUGUAUAGAUUGCUGCAUUAAUUGAAUAAAAGCAGAAAGCAUC